Messenger RNA from Jatropha curcas, 426 nucleotides. NCBI's taxonomy places the organism in Eukaryota, Viridiplantae, Streptophyta, Magnoliopsida, Malpighiales, Euphorbiaceae. The record is from RefSeq and is a predicted model, not a curated record.
GUGCUGGGGUAUUCUCAAAAUCAUAUUGAUAUGCUUGUUUCCUCGCCUUCGGGUGAUUUUAAUAACCCGUUCUUGGUGAAUGACAAAUGGGGAGGAGCUAAUCCUUUGAUGGAUCUUAUCAAUGGGUUUCGGGAUACUAUAAAUAAUUAUGGUUUGAUUGAUUUACCUUUACUGGGAGCUUUAUUUACUUGGGAGCAACAUCAUAAUGGUUUCAUGGUUCUUAAGGAACGACUUGAUAAGUGCAUGGUGAAUGAAGCUUGGAAUGAUUUAUUUCAGGACUCCCGACUUUUGGCUUUAGUGACGUCAGUAUCGGAUCAUUGCGCUCUAAAGCUAGAGAUUGAUGUGGUUCGGUGGAUAGGAGGGCUCCGAAAAUUCAUGUUUGAGAACUCUUGGAUGUUACAUGAGGGAGCUUAUGCAGGUCGUUGA